GAGGGGGAUUGCAAAACGUAACUGUACGCCUACGUUUUGCUUCUCCGUUCUUUCUUUCUUGCCAAGAAGAAAUUUGUUGCAGCAGAGCAGCCGCCACCCAAGCAGAGGCAGAGCUCGAGAGCAAGAGAGAGAGAGAGAGAGAGGAGGACAGCCAUAGCCAUGGAUGCUUCGGCCCUCAACAACCCGCGCCUCAAGGCGCUCAUCGAGGAGGAGAGAACGAAGGCCUUGACAAACGAGCUCGUGGCAAAGCUGACGCUUGCUUGCUGGGACAAAUGCGUUACUGGGAGCAUCGGAAGCAGCUUCAGCAGGAGUGAGGCCUCGUGCUUGUCCAACUGCGCGAAACGCUUCGCCGAAGUGAAGAUGAUGACCAUGCAACGCUUCACCGAGCGCUAGCUGAAAUCACAUAGGCCAAAUGGAGUACCUGUGUUCUGCUGUAGCACGAGUUUUUAUUAUCUUUUUGCUGGCAUACAAUCGUUGGUGAGAGUGAGAUGAUAGAGAGACAUGCCCAGUGUCUAAUAUUCUUUUAGUACUUCUCUAAACCUGAUGGAAUGAAGCAGAUGCUAAGAAAUAUAUGCGUUUAAGGUGAUGUUGAACUGAAAUGUUCUUGA
Messenger RNA from Setaria italica (foxtail millet), 608 nucleotides. Its product is annotated as mitochondrial import inner membrane translocase subunit TIM8. The transcript has 2 exons. The record is from RefSeq and is a predicted model, not a curated record. Bases 160 to 393 code for a protein of 77 amino acids. Lineage: Eukaryota; Viridiplantae; Streptophyta; Magnoliopsida; Poales; Poaceae.